CCACUUCUAGUAAGACUUUCUUUAACUCUCAUUCUCAAACAGCCAGGUGUCCCAGAAGCAGUGGAAAGGAUGAAGGGUGUUGGACUCUUUCUUGUGUUUUCGAUGGCGAUCCUGAUGGCUCAACCUGCAGAAGGAUUUAUCCACCAUGUCAUUCACGGUUUAACCGCCUUAUUUGGUGGAAGCAUGAAACAUGCAAAGGAGGAAGUUUAUAAGCGGAAACUGGACCAGCAGAGGGAACAAGAGGAUGAGCAGGAAGACCAACAAGACGACCAACAGGAUGACCAGCAGGACGACCAACAAGACGACCAGCAGGAUGACCAGCAGGACGACCAACAAGACGACCAACAAGACGACCAACAGGACGACCAACAGGAGGAUGAACAGGAGGAUGAACAACUGGAUGAGCAACAGAUGGAAUGAAAUUGUUAUUCCUUCUUAAAAACAACAAUGCUGUGUUUAAACCCAACUGUACUUCUCUUCUUUUACAAAGUAUAAAUAUGACCAAAUCUGAAUUGGUGAUAUACUUACAAUGAAUUUGCUGAUAAAAUGUGCUUUAUUCGUCAUUUUUGG
Messenger RNA from Poeciliopsis prolifica (blackstripe livebearer), 570 nucleotides. Its product is annotated as ataxin-8-like. Gene Ontology annotation, biological process: defense response to bacterium. Bases 70 to 420 code for a protein of 116 amino acids. The transcript is spliced from 3 exons. Lineage: Eukaryota; Metazoa; Chordata; Actinopteri; Cyprinodontiformes; Poeciliidae. The record is from RefSeq and is a predicted model, not a curated record.